Messenger RNA from Colias croceus (clouded yellow), 1510 nucleotides. RefSeq names its product NEDD4-binding protein 1-like. The record is from RefSeq and is a predicted model, not a curated record. Lineage: Eukaryota; Metazoa; Arthropoda; Insecta; Lepidoptera; Pieridae. Gene Ontology annotation, cellular component: cytoplasmic ribonucleoprotein granule; nucleus. The transcript has 6 exons. Gene Ontology annotation, molecular function: RNA endonuclease activity; mRNA binding. Bases 320 to 1504 code for a protein of 394 amino acids.
UGUGUUUUGUGAUAACGUGAUUUGGAUUUUGGAAUAAAUAUAUUUGUUGAAACCUAUGAUAUAUAAAAAAGCUUUAGAUACGUUACAGUACGACCAACGUAACUUGGCGGGCCUGAACAUAGCCUCUGCGAACUUUCGCGCAUGUACACUCGUAAAAAAAAGUGUUAUAGGCAUUCAUUUUUUUUUAACUGAAAUUCUAAUAAAAAUGUCCUUAUACAGAGACCAAGUACAAAUAAAAUAAAUAUCAAACCGCUAUGAGACAUAAAGCUAUAAAAAUAACCUAAUGAAUUCAGGAUUCACUCACCUUUCGAUAUAGAGAAUGAGUCGCGACAGUAUAUUGCUCAAAAAGGUAUCAUCAAGUGGCAUUCACAAAAAUUCUAAGAAACGCAAAAGGAAGAACAGUCGAAAAAUAAGAAAUUUGUUCGAUAAAUUGAGGAAUGAGAGCUCUAAUUCAGAGUCAAGCUCAAAUGUAACUGUUAUCGAAAUUACUGAUAGUAAUUUAGAAGCUCCAACUGAGCAGAAUGCUGCGAUAAAUCCUAUCGUAAUAGCUGAUGAUGACGUGAACGAUACAAACACAUUAAAUAUUGAAACACCUCGAUCUGAUAUAAAUAUAUGUCCGCUGCAAUGUUCCACACCAAACUCAUCUAGGUCACGUACAUUAACUAACUUCAAUGAAGAUGUAUUGAACUUAACGAAAGUGAUAAAUAACGAUUCAUAUCUAACGAUAGAUCUAACUACGGAGAGCACAUUAAAUGCAUCAAAAAGACCAAACGCAGUCAUAGAUUUAGUAAACAAUUCUCAAGAAUCAAUUGACUCAAAUAUUUCAAUGAGUGGAGAUUCCGAUGUGACAGUUAUAAAUACUCAAAUAGCAAAAAAGAAAAAUGGAGUUAACUGUGCGACAGAAACUGCGGAAGACACAUAUAUAAAAGAAGUGAUCCUUGGUCGAGCGCCGUCCAGAAAUAGCAUAGGUAGUAACAUAUAUAACCCAGAGAGAGAUAUUAAGAACAAAACUGGGUUAAGAAUGGUUGUGAUCGACGGCAGUAAUGUUGCUAUGCAACACACCAAAGGACGAAUAUAUUCUGUCAAAGGUCUCAAAAUCUGUAUUGAUUACUUUGUGAACAGAGGACAUGUUGUCAAAGCUUUUGUGCCACAUUUUAGAUGCAAAAACGGCAAAAGCACAGAUGGUCAUAUGUUAGACCAACUAGAGCGGUUAGGGCUUGUUGUGUACACUCCAUCAAGAGAAAUUCAGGGCAGAAUGAUCACUUCUUAUGAUGAUAGAUACAUAGUACAAUGCGCGGCAGAAUUCGACGGCGUUAUUGUCUCUGGUGACAACUACAGAGAUCUUCUAGUCGAGAAUCCAAGAUGGCGGUUCGUCAUAGAGAAUAGACUCUUGCAAUUCACAUGGGUCGGCAAUAUGAUUAUGUUCCCUAAAGAUCCUUUGGGAAGAAAUGGACCUACUUUGGAACAGUUUUUAAGGCAUCCAUUCCCGAAUGAACAAAAUUAAAUGUCA